Messenger RNA from Ornithodoros turicata, 6340 nucleotides. RefSeq lists its product as uncharacterized. The record is from RefSeq and is a predicted model, not a curated record. The transcript is spliced from 2 exons. Bases 1075 to 2460 code for a protein of 461 amino acids. Lineage: Eukaryota; Metazoa; Arthropoda; Arachnida; Ixodida; Argasidae.
CGGUUGUUUCAUUCGAGUAGACUCGAUCCGUUCGGCAAGCAGCCACUUUCCCCUGUGCGUCAGGCGGUCGCGUUCGGCGUUGCUCAACGAUGACACUCGGAGUCGUUCCUCGCAAUUUUCAGUUUGGAUGUGCAGCCACGAUCGCCGCUGUAGUCUCGUCAGCAGUGAGUCAAAGUGACAAAGAGAGUGGGUCAGCGUGAGAGUACGGUUAGUAGUAGUGAUGCGUAGUAAACAGCGUUGCUUGGAUAUGACAGAAACGGCGACAGGAACCCUGUUUCCGUGGUGUAGUCUACGUGAGUGUUUUCGUUGUAGUGCACGAGGUUCGUGGAUCAGGCGGACCAUGGGAUUGCGGUCGGGUUCGUGACUAGUGUGGAGUGACACACUAUAUAUAGUGCAACGGUGUUCGUGGUGCUGUAUUUAUUAGUGAGUCAUUGCAGAACUCAUUGCAGGCUGUGAACAGCUCAUUCCUGCCUCUGAGUGUGCAUGAUUACGCACUCUUGGAGGAAAUCUAAUGUUAUAGCACGAUCUUAUUGGAUUAUAGACUACAGGGUCCAAGAGAUUCGAAGAUGUCAAAUCAUCGUCCCGGUGAUCAGCGCCUCGACUUCUACUUUCAUUACUGACGUCAUCGGUCGACAUGCCUGGCGACGCCCCCUAUGCCUACUUCGGACGACGGUUCUGACCUGGUGGUCGGCACCAUGACGUGGGAAGGGGUCGUCACACAUCGAAAGAAAAAGAAACGCUGUACCGACUAGAGAAGACAAAGGCAAAUCGAACGACUGCGAGGCAACACGGUGUGGCUCAGCAGGAAGACGUUAGUUGGAGUUGGAAGGACUUUCGCAACUGGUUGUGAUCUCGGAUGCGUUGGGGAAUAUUCCAUAACGGUCCAUAAAGCGUUGGUGUAUUGAAGGUGAUCGCUUUACGCUGUUUGUAAGCAGGUGGUCUACUAGUGGGAGUACAGUCAAGUCUUCAAAGCACGGAGCAGUGAAUUCCCCCUAGUGAAGUGAAGUGUGGUGAAGUUUAGUUCCGGUAGCACCGAGGCAGCAGGGAUUCCUCCGACGGUUCUGCCGCCGUGUCAUGAAGAAAGAAUCUUCGGCCGGAGGCGUAGAGGAACCCUCGUCUCGUGAGUCGAGCCCUCGUUCUCCAUCUCCACGUAAUGAUUAUGAGUACGACGACCUUCCCAUUGACCUCCGCAAGAAGGCAGCGCCCAAAGAGGACAUCGAAGAUGUAGAUGUAGAAAAGUCAAGCACACCUCAUGCAUGGGUAGACUCUUGGCACAAGCUAUUCGCACGGGCGCUGCCGCCCGCCCCACCGACCUUCGGGAAUGGCAUAGCCUUCCCAGGGCAUCCAGUCUUCGCACCGCACGCUGGAUAUCCUCCGAUUGUCGCCGACUUCUCAGGGAACCGGUAUGCCCUUGUGAAGACGGCGGACGGCGCUCUUGUACACGUGCCCAUUGAUUCUGAACGCGUGGAACCACCAAGGAACCACGAAAACAAGGAGAAUGAGUCCUGCGCUUGUGCUUCGUGCGAGGACACAAAGAAUGGCGAGUACCACACACUGGACUUGAGAAAGAGCGCGCAGGACUGCCCGAAAUCUCGGGUGGUAGACAGGCAUUCAACACCUACUCUUAUCCGCUUCUUGGAAGGAAAACCUGAUUCUCCAAAGCCAGAGCAAGAUGCUCCAGAAGACCUGUCUCCUUCGAAGAGGCGAACGAAGGAGGACAGCAUCAACAAGAACAAUGGUGACGAUGCCGGCGUGAAGAGGUCGUCCAGUUGUCCGAAACUGUUCGAGAUUACUUCGGAGAGUUUAGUGGAACGACUCAUGCGAGAAAGAUGCAAGUCGGACAGCGAGAUUCAAGCCAAAACGAGGCAGCCACAGCCAGUCUUAGACCGGCCACGGGAAGUGACGCUGAAGAGACGAAUCCUUGGCGGUCUAGCGGCAGCCGACAGCGAAGAAAGGGACACUCCAUCCCCGCUAUCAAACUCCAGUACUAAACAGCUACGGAUCAGUCCAAGUAAUGACAGCAGUCCGGCGGAAGAAGCAGAGUCCGUACUCUUGCAACAGCUCAGGCAUCUAGCGCCAGCCGCGUUCCCCUGGUCUAUCUACAGUUACUACGCUCAGCUUAUGCAACGAAUGCAAGACCACGAGGUACUCAAAAGGCAUCUACAGGGUGCAAUGCCGACGACGCCUUCUCCUCGAGAGGUCAUCGACGAACCCGACGAGGGCGUCGGGGCCUUGGACGCCUUUGGAGCCAUUCGAAAGAGAGCUCCGCGAGCACUGACGGGGAAACACGUCAAGCAAGGAACAGGGGCGAGCCCUGCAACGCUACUGACGUUACGGCAGAAGAUACAAGAACGACAGAGGGCUAAAGAACUGGGGCUUGUAGAACCGACAAAGUCGUUUAAAGGCAGGCUGGGGAAAUCGUUCGCUAAGAUGCCGAUCAAAAAAGCAGUAAGAAAGUGAAAGAGUUCGGUUCGGAUGUCCUGGUGGUUACAGCGAAUGUACGUUGGUACAUCGAGGUGUGGCGGGACGUUGAAAAGGAUUAGUUUCGAACGUUCGUUCGUAAUGGGAAGUACGCGUGAAACGAGGACGACAUAGCGAAGGGCCCGCGUAUCAGUGCACCUCACCAAAUGGCAAGGCGUAGGGCCACGAACGAAAUUAAUGACAUCUAAGAGAGACAAACUACAAUUCAGAAUGUGCAUUCUAUUGUGCUUGUCGUCUCACGGUGCCCUAGCCAUAGCUCUGAAAAGUGUUAACAUCAUUGCGCAGAAGCUCGACGAUGGUGAAAAGGCCACGCAUGUCGCGAGGGCUUCACAAUAAGACAUUCCAAGAACAUUACCUGAGUUACUGGAGAGUUGCGAGUUAUAUCUUACGAACUUGAGUGUUCCUUCUCGAUUAAAAUUCCCCUCGUCAAACCGAUACCGGAUCGAGAACGGAUCCUACACGAACCACGAGUGAGGACGUAUCCGUGCGAAAGGGCUUCCAGAUGCUUUCAGUGACCUGGAAAACCUUACCAAACAAAGCUUGUGCAUUCCACCAGAAGAUGUAUUUUGUCUAGAGAAUUUUGGAUCCGCGAGUGUUAUACAGGUUUCAGAUUAGCUAUUUACACAUUUCUACAGAGAAGGAAGAAACAGCAAUAGGUAUACACGCAGCGUAACUCAAAAGGCUACAUGACCAGCCCGUAUGUCUGCGACCUUUUCCUGCUUUACAUCGUAUUGAUAUUAUGUAACGCUAUUUUUUAUAUAUGUGUGUGAGUGCGUUAUAAGUUGUGUGGUCCUUUGCAACAGAGGUUCAUGUACUACAGGUGCACACUGUAGCCAGCGAUCUCUACGAUUUCAAUAGGUUAUAAGAGUUACGGCCGUAUCGGCGGGCUUCCUACAGAAAUUCUCGCGGAAGUCUGCACCCCCGCAUCGCACAAACAUUUGCAAACGGUCUACAGAUUCCUCUUGCAAAAGUUCAGUUAAGAAAGCGACGACAUGUCAAACUGACGGUUCAUGAAGACCUCCACCAGAAACCAUUUGAAUGCGUGAGCGAGUCCUUGUGUUUCGUAUUUUUAUACAGUGUUCCAUUGCCAAGUGUUGUCUUGUAACUGCGAUUCAGCGGUAGAGCCCAUGGAAACUUGAAGCGAAUUUAGGAAGCGCUGUCUUAUCUGCGCCUCUCCCUAUCACUAGCAAUGAUAAUCCGUUUCAAACCGAUGUUAGUGGCAGCCAACUGAAUGUAUACUCCCACCAACUGCUUCGCUCGUGGUGGGUUUAACUGCUGAAUCGGGGUUACUCGUAUGCUAGCGUGUUCUUCCACCACAAUGCAACGUGCGGUUUCAGACAUUCCACUUCUAUAUAAAUGCGUUUUAGCGCUUGUACCGGUAAAUCGGAGACGCAACUAUUUCUGAAAACCACGAUGAGAUUAAUUCGAGAUCACGUGCUGAAGUGUGCAGCUUUGGACACACAAUUAUUUUCCUUGUCGACUGAAAGUAAUGGGCUUGAUGCCUGGCUGUCUUAGCAGGUCAGUCUUAUCGGGUUAUUCCUAAAUUAAUUUCUCUUGUGUACCAGAAAGCGAAAUUCCCGCUAAACCAGCAAAAAUUAUGUCAGGUAUUCCUGCAGGGUGUCCUAGUUAAAUGUUAAAUCUAUAAACCUACAAAUGUCAAAUCUACCUUGCGUGCACAACACUUCGGGUACCUACCUGGGAAUGCAUCAAACGUGGUGUGCACUAGUCCGGUGCGUGCAUCGACGCCGGAGGCCAUUAUCUUCAGACCGAAGGUGCAGAUUCUCGUCUGCUUCGUCCAAGUUCUGUUAAUCCAUGGCGUCCUAUUUAGUACAACGCCUGCACAACGAUCCAAAAGCACACAUGUACCGGCCGUCCACUGUGGUAGCGCCAGUUUUUCAGGCGCGUGAUUGUUAUCUCGAUGUGGUUGCCGCUUUGUAGGUAAGAAACUGCGGCAGAGGCUCGUCUGCUAAGCCAGAGACUAUCAUAGGACGUGUCAGGAGAGCGUCCGUCUGUCAUCCGUUCUCGCUUUGUGUGCUGACGGGGCCCGCGCAGAGCCUAUGGCAGACUAUGUGAAGCAAAGACCACUCUAACACCCCUGCCACAUGGGCACGAAAAAUGACAUUAACUGAUUAAUGUCUUAAGUCCUAAUGUCAUUCGUGGGGUGAAAUAUGUAGAUAUUUAAUGCUGUCUGAACCGCAAUUGCUGCUUCGCCUUAGAAAUGACAACUCCCACUCCCAUUGUCUGCGCAGAGUAACAAUUUUAUUCUUGCAUAAAACCACUUUGUACUGUGUGGGACAAGAUUACUUCAUAAUCUGAGGUUACAGAGUAUUCUUUGGUGAAAGAAAAGCUGUAGUUUUUUUUAAUUAUUAUCACCGACAAAAGCAAGAAAAACGCAUGGCAUGACGGCGCCAAGGGGCCAUGCCAUUCAGAACCCUAAUGCCACGAUAAUGCCAUUUCUUCUGCCCGUAUGGUACAGGGCUCCGUUGACCCCUGGGAAACUGGCGCCCCCAUGCGCCGCUAAAGCGAACAAUCAAUUUUGUCUUCAUUGCAUUGGUCUGGGAAGGCAUCGUAGUAUGUACGAGGCUAUGGUUAACACCACUGUUCGAUGUUCGUUCAUUUGGUACGUGCUUGACACUGUUCCAAACUGCUAAAAGAUGUAAGAAUCGUCCCGCUUGAGUGAUUUCGUAACUUUUUUUUCAUCUUGCGGUUCCAUAGUAAGGGAAGAGAACAGAACGUAGCGUUCCUAGUAAGUGCUCGAAGAAACAUCACACAUUUAAUAACGUUGUUCGUAGAAACCCCCGAUAGCUAGGAAUUCAAUUAUCUCGUGUCUUCCUUCUGCAAUUAUAUACUUUGCUCUGACACCGAACACACCUUGGACGGAGUGAAACCCGAGUGCACACCACGUUUGAUAUCAAUCCACGGUUCUUCACGGUGAAACCUUCUGAAGAAGGGUUAAGGUCUUGUUCUUGGUACUGGGAAUGACCUCUAUAUGUUACAUCACCAAAUGUUCGCGGCAUUGAAUGAUGACAACAGAAGUGGGAAAAACAUACAUGAUAGUGUGGUUCUUGUUCUUACGUGUUGAUUUAAUGCAGCAAUCAGUGUCCGACAAAUAACUACAUGUAGUCUCUGUCCUUUACAGUCCAAGGUCGCUUUCGUUCACGUACUCUGAGAAUCAUAGAUCUACUCUGAUUCAGGUCUACACUCUAAAAACUGAACCUCGCUGCACAACACUCUCAGAACAAACCACCAGAAUGACAUCAUUAUCUUUCGUGAUUUGUUCAAAAUGAAAGACAAAAAUAUAAUUCAUCGUUAAUUGCCACAAAAAGGUGUAUGCAUUGCUCUCUCCUCUGAAGUGACAGCCGUAUCAUGUAACGGAGUUCCGUUUUCAGAGUGUACCAGUCAAAUUUCUGACGCACUGUACAUGCCUAUAUGUGUUAUAUUCACAAGGGAGAAAGAAAGAAUAUAUGAAUGAUCCCAUUAGAUUAGAACCGAUUAUAUUUCAUUCGAUUAGAAGAGCAAGAAAAGUCGUUGGUCCCGACAGAGUUAGGACUGGCAACUCCUGUAGUCUGGAAAAAUAUGCACUGACAACAAAAAACUAAGACACGAAAAAAAAAAAAAGACAUUUUGUUUGUUUCUUUUUAAUAUCUUCACUUGAACUUCCCGAUGCAGAUGUGAACAUCCACGAUGAACGUACUGUAAGACCUUUAAUUAGAUAUAUUCUCUUUGUGACUGAUUGACCAAACUUGCCAAAGACAACAAGACGACAACGACCGUGUGCAACUGCUGGAACUUUGCUUGUGUCCAUUCCUCGUGCAUUCUGUAUGUAUUGUGUCCAAUAAAUAAUUUAUUGCCGACUUCA